This is a messenger RNA of Penicillium paradoxum, 1323 nucleotides long. Its product is annotated as UPF0075 domain protein. The transcript has 3 exons. The coding region runs from base 1 to 1323 and encodes 440 amino acids. The record is from RefSeq and is a predicted model, not a curated record. Gene Ontology annotation, molecular function: phosphotransferase activity, alcohol group as acceptor; ATP binding. Lineage: Eukaryota; Fungi; Ascomycota; Eurotiomycetes; Eurotiales; Aspergillaceae. Gene Ontology annotation, biological process: peptidoglycan turnover; amino sugar metabolic process.
AUGGCUGCCAACUCCGCCAAUGGCACUACCAGCCAUGCGUUGGAUCUCACAGUUUUGGGCUUAAACAGUGGUACAUCCAUGGAUGGCAUCGACUGUGCUCUCUGUCGAUUUCGCCAGGAGACCCCCGAAUCACCUAUGCACUUCGAACUACUCAAGUAUGGCGAAAUCCCACUUGAGCCCGUAAUCAAGAAGCGCGUGAUGAACAUGAUCCUGCACAACAAGACUUCCCCAUCUGAGCUGUCCGAAGUAAACGUAAUCCUAGGCGAGACCUUCGCUUCAGCCGUACACCAGUUCUGCGCGGAUUACAAAGUGGAUAUCAAAUCAAUCGACGUCCUCGGAUCCCAUGGCCAAACCAUCUGGUUACUCUCAAUGCCGGAAGCUGGCGAGACCCGCAGCGCUCUAACAAUGGCCGAGGGCACAUUCCUCGCAUCCCGCACAGGCAUCACCUCUGUCACAGACUUCCGGGUAAGCGACCAGGCCGCUGGUAGGCAAGGAGCACCCCUGAUUGCCUUCUUCGACGCACUGGUGCUACACCACCCCACCAAGCUACGCGCGUGCCAGAACAUCGGCGGCAUCGCGAACGUCUGCUUCGUUCUACCAGAUAGCCAUGGCGGCGUCGACGCCUGCUAUGAUUUCGACACUGGACCGGGAAACGUCUUCAUCGAUGCCGUCGUGCGCCACUAUACCAACGGCAAGCGCGAGUACGACCAAGAUGGGGAAAUGGGAGCCCGCGGUACUGUCGACCAGAAGCUUGUCGACGAUUUCCUAACACAUCCUUAUUUCGCCCUUGAGCCACCCAAGACUACGGGUCGUGAGGUCUUCCGCGAUACCCUCGCCCACGAGUUUAUCGUCAAGGCCGAGACCAAGGGUCUCAAGCCGGAUGAUGUCGUCGCUAGUAUUACCCGCGUCACUGCCCAGGCCAUCGUCGACCAUUACCGUCGCUACGCGCCUAAGGAUCUUGAGAUCGCUGAGAUCUUCAUGUGUGGCGGUGGCGCCUAUAAUCCGAAUAUCGCUGCUUUCAUUCAGUUAAAUUACCCCAACACUCGCAUUAUGAUGCUAGAUGAGGCUGGCAUCCCUGGCGGCGCCAAGGAGGCCAUUACAUUCGCGUGGCAAGGGAUGGAGGCUGUGGUUGGCCGCUCCAUCCCUGUCCCUACUCGUGUUGAGACUCGCCAGGAAUAUGUCCUUGGGAAGGUGUCUCCGGGUAAGAACUACCGCAAGGUCUUGCGCCAGGGCAUGAUGUUUGGCGCUGGUCACGACCACCUUGCUCCAGUCAAGGAGUUGGUUAACUAUAUUGAUGGUAAGCCGUUUGAUAAUAAAUGGUGA